Caenorhabditis remanei is the source of this 2175-nucleotide messenger RNA. RefSeq lists its product as uncharacterized. The transcript is spliced from 6 exons. Gene Ontology annotation, molecular function: long-chain fatty acid-CoA ligase activity. Gene Ontology annotation, cellular component: membrane; endoplasmic reticulum. The record is from RefSeq and is a predicted model, not a curated record. The coding region runs from base 1 to 2175 and encodes 724 amino acids. Gene Ontology annotation, biological process: long-chain fatty acid metabolic process. Lineage: Eukaryota; Metazoa; Nematoda; Chromadorea; Rhabditida; Rhabditidae.
AUGGUUAUCACAGACACGGCUGCGUGGGUACAGUCUCAAUCGAGAAGUAUUGUUGAUUUCAUUUCGACACCAACCGCCAACUCUUCCUCACUUCCACCGUACGUUCAAAUCGGAGCUGCAGCUGCCGUCACUAUGGGUCUCGGAUACUACUUGUCCAAAGGAACUUCCGGAUCUUCUGGAUCCGCUGGAUCGUAUACAUUCAACAAUGGCGUUACUUACACUGGAAACGUGAAACCCUUGGUUGAUCCAAUGAAUCAGAGCCGUGUCCUACCGGAUGGCUCUCGUAUCAGUGCGUAUCUGAAAGACGACAAACUUCAAGCAUUCCUGUUCGAAGAUGCUCGUACUCUCUAUCAAGGUGUUCGUCGUGGAGCUCGCCUCUCAAAUAAUGGACCGAUGCUCGGUCAUCGUGUCAAACAAUCAGAUGGAUCCAUUCCAUAUGUUUGGGAGACCUACAAUCAGAUCAUUGAAAGAGCUGAAAACGUCUCGGUUGCUUUCCGUGAACUUGGUAUUCCAACUGGAAAUGAUGAAAAUAUUGGAAUUUAUUCGAAGAAUCGUCCUGAAUGGAUUGUCACCGAAUUUGCCACAUACAAUUAUUCCAAUGUGAUUGUUCCAAUAUAUGAGACUCUCGGAUCGGAAGCCUCGAUUUUCAUUUUGAACCAGGCGGAAAUAAAGAUUGUGGUCUGUGACGACAUCGCUAAAGCAACCGGUCUCCUAAAGUUCAAAGAGCAAUGUCCAAGUCUGAAAACACUUGUCGUGAUGGAGUCAUUGACCGACGAGCUGAAAUCUUCUGCCUCGUCUCUCGGUGUUCAAGUAUUCACAUUUGAGGAUCUUGAAAAACUCGGAAAAGAUGCCAAGACACGGCCCGCCCACAUUCCACCAACACCUGAAGAUCUAGCCACAAUUUGUUACACUUCCGGAACAACUGGAACACCAAAAGGAGUCAUGCUCACACACGCCAACGUUAUCGCUGAUGGUGUCUGUAUGGAUUUCUUCAAACAUUCUGGAAUUGCCGCCACCGACUCUAUGAUCAGUUUCCUGCCUUUAGCUCACAUGCUUGAGAGAGUUAUUGAGAGUGUGUGCUUCUGUGUUGGAGCAAAAGUCGGCUUCUAUCGGGGUGAUAUCCGUGUGUUGGCUGAAGAUAUUAAGGAGUUGAAACCAACUGUCGUUCCUGUCGUACCCCGAGUGUUGAAUCGCUUGUAUGACAAAGUGAUGUCAGAGGUCAACAAGUCGACAUUCAAGAAGUUGUUGUUCGAUUUCGCUAUUUCGUACAAGGCUAGAGAUAUGGCUAACUUCAACAUCCGAAAUGAUGGAUUCUUUGACAACUUGGUCUUCAAAAAGAUUCGCGAAGGAUUCGGUGGACGUGUUCGUUUGAUGAUUACUGGCUCCGCUCCCCUAUCUACCAAUGUCCUCACUUUUGUGCGUGCUGCUAUGGGAUGUGUAGUUGUUGAAGGAUACGGUCAAACUGAAUGCGUGGCUGCUUGCACCGUUUCAAUGGAAGGUGAUUCAUUGGCUGGACACGUUGGAAUGGUUAUUCCAUCAUGUCAAAUCAAAUUGGUUGAUGUUCCUGAAUUGAACUAUUAUGCUAAAGAUCAAGCUGGAGAAGUAUGUGUCAAAGGACAUAUAAUUUUCAAGGGAUAUUACAAGAAUGAGCAGCAAACGAAGGAAACAAUUGAUAGUGAUGGAUGGUUGCAUACUGGAGACAUUGGAAGAUGGACUCCUGAAGGAACACUGAAAAUUGUGGAUCGCAAGAAGCACAUCUUCAAGUUGUCACAAGGAGAGUAUGUGGCGCCAGAAAAGAUUGAAAAUAUCUAUGUUCGGUCAAAGUAUGUCGCUCAGUCAUUCGUUCACGGUGAAUCUCUGAAGACAUGUCUCAUUGCUGUCGUGGUUCCUGAUGCUGAGGUUCUCGUACCAGCUAUGGCCGAUCAAGGAAUCAAGGGGACAAUUGAGGAAUUGUGCAAAAAUGAAACUGUCAAAAAGGCGAUUCUUGAUGACAUGGUCUCGGUUGGAAAGAAGGCCGGUCUCUUCUCAUUUGAACAAGUACGGGACAUUUAUCUGUCUGCGGAACAAUUCAGUGUGGAGAAUGAUUUGCUAACACCAACAUUGAAGAGCAAACGCCCGAAGCUGAAGGCUCAUUACUCCAAGCAACUCAAUGAGAUGUAUGCGAAACUUCCAUAA